CUUUCACACAGCACAGUCAGACUGGAAGGAAUUUUUACCCCAAUUUUUCUCCUCUCUGUGGCUUAUUUUGGGACUCAGAAAGGAUUCCGUGCUGCCACCUGUUACCUAUCAUCAAUCCAUCAGAGUGCAAGCCAUGUAGUCAGCCCUGUGGCCAGCCUCCUGCUCCCAGUGGGAAAGGAUCUUCCUCCUCACUGUCCCCUUCCUCAAUUGCUGAGGAUGUCUUCUUUGUUAAUACCAGUGACUACCAGGAUGCGUGUUCAGUAGUCAGUGACUACCACUGCGUGGAGGACCUGCUGGGCCUCAGCUCUUCUCUCAGAGACUCUCAGUACUUCAAAGACUUGGAGGGAGGGAUACCGGCCCCACAGUCUACUGCAUCCACAGUAACCAGAGACCCAGAGAGCAAAACCCUAACUGUUGACCUACAGUUCUCUGUAAACAGAGACACUCCUGCCAUCAACCUACCUGUACAGACUUCUCUGACCACACUCUCUCCUCAGGUAACGACGCAUUCACUGCCCUACUAUAUACAGCCAGCGGAGGAACGUCAUCGCAGCUUUGUGGUCACUGAGCUUAGUCCUAAAUUAUUGCCAGGUUGUAUCAUUGACAGUGGUGACUCCUCAGGCCCUGCAGUGGGGCUUAGUUUGACAAUAAAUCUGAAUGGACUUUUGGGAACAGUGGAAACAGCAAAAGGAUUAAUAGGAUCAGAGGAAGUAAAGAUGGAAAACACAAUGGAUUUUGACGGAGAUCCAGAUGAGGACAGCUUUCCUAUCCUGGUCAGAUCCAUGUCAACGUCUCGAAGGCACAGUUGGGGUGUCCCUGUGUCCCCCAUUACCCUGGGGAGGAGACUGAGUCUGGAUACCAUGGCCAUGGAUAGCGACGGAGAGAGAGAGGAUGAUGAGGAGAGACAGAACAGUGUCUUCCAGCCCACCCAGCAGCAGACCUACAGCUGCACAGCCUUUCCUCAGGAGGAGACUGAUGGUCCCAGGCUGAGGGUCCCCUGUCCCAGGUCCAGGGUCACUAGCAUGGCCAGUGGUGCGCCUGGCCGACAUCUGUAUUCCCGCUCAGACAUCCUCGCCACAGACGAAUGUUCCCGUGCGGCGCACGUUUCUCGUGUUGUACAGACAUCCAAACAGGCCGCAAGGGCAGCAGGAGCAGAGGAGUUUGAACGUGAAGAAAACCUACAUUCUACUGAGGGGCAGAGCCAUAUGCUGAUGGUACAGAAAGUUCUGCAGGAGCUAAAGCUGUACCAUGGAGCAAAGCAGAGGAACAGCAGAUCAGAUGCCAGAGAUUCAGGAAAUGUCACUUGGUAUGAGUUCCUUUCUAACGAGAAUGAGGAAGAGGAGGAUCGUACAGAGAAAGUGGAGAAAGGCACCAAGGUGAAGAGGACUCUUAGCUCUUUGAGGAACAGGAUGACUGGCUCCUUCAAUAAAGAUAAGGGUAAGAACCGAGAAAAAGAGCAGCAGAAAGAGAGGGGGAAGGAGAAGGAGAGGGAAGCCAAAGAGAAAGCAUGUGGCAGCAGCACCAGCGGCUGGCACCAUUUGGUGCCAGGCGCUUUUUCCAGCUGUGCCACCUGCUCAUUGUGCGGCAAGACUCUGCAGAAAAAGCAUGGCCUGCAGUGCAUGAAUUGUGCUGUGAACGUUCACAAGAGCUGCAAGUCUCUGCUUGGUGAGUGCACCAGCAGCAAGAAUAAGAGAGAUUCUCUACCAAAGAACCGCUCAUCAGGAUCUCUUAACCUUGCGCUAAAAGACCGAGACAGAGAGAGGGAUCAGGCGGGCCCAGCCUCAUCACAGACCCUGGAUGGCCACCCAGGUUUUCUCAGCGCCCCAGGCAUGACCAUUUGUCAGUGGGGACCUAACACUCAGCUGACUGCCACCCAUACCAUCAGCUCCACUGCAGCCCCUGCCUCCAGCCUUGGCCACAGCCUCCGUCACCACAACAGCUCAGGAUCCCUCCCUGGGGAGAUGGAUGAGACAGAUGCUCUCCGCUCCAAACGCUGCAAUGAAGACGCCAUUUCCCUCGCACCCUCCACCACCGAGUCCAUCAUCGUAGAAGAUGCUCACUAUGCAGCAGUGCGGGCUGAUCUGGAGUCUGAUGCCCAGGACCUGGAGGCAGAGUCAUGGAGUUUGACAGUUGACCAGCAGUAUGUUAAAAGGCACACUAAAGAAAUGGUGAAGAGACAGGACGUGAUAUAUGAGCUGAUGCAGACAGAGAUGCACCACGUGCGAACACUGAAGAUAAUGCUGCGUGUCUACGUUCGAGAGCUGAAGGAGAACCUCCAGAUGGACUCGGGCAGGCUGGACUGUCUGUUCCCCCGCUUGGAAAACCUUCUGGAGCUUCACACACAUUUCCUGUCUUGUCUUAAAGAGCGGCGGCGAGAAAACCUUGUCUCGUCCAAUGACAGGAACUACACUAUAAACAGAGUGGCAGACAUUCUAAUCACACAGUUCUCAGGUGAAAUAGGAGAGAGGAUGAAGGACAGCUAUGGAGAUUUCUGCAGUCACCACACUGAGGCUGUCAGCUACUACAAAGAACAGCUGCAAAACAACAAAAAGUUCCAAAACAUCAUACGGAAAAUCAACAACCUGUCCAUUGUGCGGAGGUUAGGAGUGACCGAAUGUAUUCUAUUGGUGACACAGCGCAUUACCAAGUACCCAGUGCUCGUGGAGCGCAUCCUGCACAACACUGAAGCGGGAACAGAGGAGCACGAGGAUCUGACUCAGGCUCUGGGUCGGAUUAAAGACACCAUCAUUCAGGUGGACACGCUGGUCAAUCUCUUCGAAAAGACAUCUCGACUCAGAGACAUACACAACAAGAUGGAGCCAAAGGCACUGGGAAAAAUCAAGGGUGGCCGAGUGUUUCGCAGGGAGGACCUGGCUCCGGGCAGGAGACGGCUGCUUCAUGAGGGCACAGUCAACUGGAAAGCUGCUUCCGGCAGGCUCAAAGAUAUUCUUGCAGUGCUUCUGUCAGAUGUGUUGCUUUUGUUACAAGAGAAGGACCAGAGAUAUGUAUUUGCUACAGUGGAUAACAAGCCGUCAGUGAUUUCUCUUCAGAAGCUGAUAGUCAGGGAAGUGGCCCAUGAGGAGAGAGCCAUGUUUCUUAUCUGUGCCUCCUCCAAUGAGCCAGAGAUGUACGAGAUCCACACCACCUCCAAGGAGGAGCGAAACACUUGGAUGACAAACAUACGGCAAGCUGUUGAGAGCUGUCCUCAUACAGAGGAGAGGCUAUUCAGCGAGGAGGAAGAGGCACGAGCUUCCAGGUUCAAAGAGUUUCAAGAGCGGCUGAGCCAGAAGGAUGCAGUAAUCAUGCAGGCUCUUACCGAGAAGCUGCAGCUGUUUGCGGACAUGGCAGAGUCUGUCGCAGGUCUAGAGGACACAGCUUCACGUUCUAGACUUCUGCUUCGAGGAGAUGCCUCAGACCUCCAGCAGGGGGAGGCCCUGCUCAAAGGAGCUAUCACUGAGGUGGAGAAUCUCCAGAACUUGCUGCAGUCCGGAGUGAGGGACGAGGCUCCAACCUGUCAAGUGGAGGAAGGAGGUGGUUCAGGGGUUCUGCCAAGGCGAGCAGAUACCUUUGGGGGCUAUGACAGCAGCCCCACCAUCCUCAGUAAGAAUGCCAGUGUGAAGAAGAAAUCUUCUGGCGAGUCCAGAAACAGAGACAGAAGCCAGAGAGCCAGCUCCGACCCCCAGCUUAAAGACCUCUGUGGCAGCCACACCCUGGAGAAAACGGUUGAUGAGAGCUCCUGCUCUCCUGCCAGAUGGAACCGCAUCUGGUCUAACUCCUUCCCCGAGGCUGAGUUCUUUGACAGAGUGUUGAUGCUCUCCCAAAGGCUCUACAGUCUGCAGGCCAUCAUAUCACAGCAGGACAGUCACAUCGAGCUGCAGCGGGUCUCUUUGACAGAGCGAGCAUCCCUGCCCGGUCGCCACCGAGGGAACGUGCUCCUGGAGCAGGAAAAGCAGCGGACUCUGGCCCUGCAGAGAGAAGAGCUGGCCAGCUUCCACAAACUGCAGUCUCAGCACCGGCAGGAGCAGCAGCGCUGGGAGAAGGAGAGGGAGAGGCACCGCCAGCAAGUUGAGACUACUGAGGCCAGGCUCCGACAAAGGGAGGAGGAGUGCAGGUGGCUGGAGGAACAUCUGGCAAAAGAGAGGGAGGAGCUGGACAGGCAGAGAGAGACGUACCAGCAGGACUUGGAGAGACUGAGAGAGUCCACCAGAGCUGUGGAGAAAGAAAAGGAACGCCUGGAACACCAGAAGAAGAUCAAGAGGAAGACCAUUGAGGUGGCUCCUCUGUCUGGCAGUCUGAACGGGGAGCUCCUCAUGUCCUCUGGCCUAACCAGCUCCACCAGCAUCUCCGACCUGCCCCUGCCUCCGAAGCCCCUGGUGCGCGCCAGCCUGUCCGUAGCACCAGCUGACUAUCCAGAACGCCCUGAAUUGAUGUUGCGGCGGGAGACGGGCUCUUCCACCCUGCCGCUGAAGACAGAAGUGCCGCUCCAUCUCUUCAGCACCACCAACCAGCAGCACAAACUGGUCGGGGUGCAGCAGCAGAUCCCCACCAAGCUGGCCGCCUUCAGCAGCGGCAAAGGGAAAGGAAGCAAGAGUGUCAAAGCUUCGCAUCGCACUGACAGCACGGCCUCAGUGGAUAUGAAGCAGAUGCUGCCGCUGAAGCUGUCUGCUGGCCGAGACGAAAAUGCCCUCAAGGCCAAGCGCUCCAUCAGCCCCCACCAGCAGCUCUCGCUGUCAUCCCUGCAUCACCAUGCAGAUCAACUCAGUCCUCCAGACAGCGCUGGACCAGACAGCCAAACCAGCUCUUCCAUCAGCACCUCCCACCCUCCAAAUGUUCAGAAGCCCCCCAUACCCCUUGCACAGUCCCAUCCUCAGCCCUCCAUACAGCCUCCCAGCGUGCCUCCCCACUCACAGAGCACCGGAUUUCUCCAGUUCCAGUCCCACGUGCAGCCGCAGGGCCUCAGUCUGAAUGCGCAGGCCCAUGUCCAGGUAAAUCACGGGCGCAGCCACAGCCCCAGCAUGCCGCCAACAUACAAGAUCUCCACAGAAGACCUCAACAAGGAGGACGUCAUCUUUUUCUAAAUUCCAGACCUCUGCCCUCAGAUCAAGCACUGAUCACAAAAACAAAAAAAGAAAACAAUUAUGGGAUGGUUACUUAUCCCCAAUCUACCACAAGGUCCGUUUUAAGGAGCCACUUAGAUGCGAUAGUGUGACGUUGACUGUAUGUUCAGUGCGGGCAGGUGUGUUGUUAUUGACUGUUAAGGUCAGGUAGUGUAAAUAUCUGUACAAAGCUGCAGCAGUCUAUUGCAGAGAGCAGAGCCUUUGUCAGAGCUACAGUGACUCGCAUAGAGAGGAAAAAAUCCCAACAUUUUAUUCGAAAAAGAGGACUUGCUUUUAAACGGUUUCUUUUUUUAUUAAAUUUUUAGUUUUUUUCUUUGUCUUUUUUUAAACAGUAAGUACGAAGAAGGAAACUUUGCCAAAACAAAGGCUUCUUGUAACACGUAUGAAAAUGUUUAAAUGAAGUUAUAACAAUUCAAAGACAUUAGCUGCAACAGCUGAAGGUAAUUUGACUGAAAGGAACAAAUAAAAGCAAAACGGUUGGGUGCAUUUCAGGAGACUCCGGUCAGGCUGGUUUGUGAAGCAUGUAUGAAGUAAGAGGUGCAGCAAUGGAGCCCCGGCCUUAACCAUCUGCUUCUAAUGGACCUGGAACCACAAGAAAUGAUUCAACAGGAACUCAGAAGAACUCUUAAGACAUGAACACUCUCUGCUCGAUGUUUCAUUUGCACAGUGUAAAUACUCCAUUCCAGACUUAUGAAUGAACUUUUCCGGACGAAAUGUAUGUUGUUUGGUUGUACACUUGUGAAGGUUCAUUUAAUUUAGUUUUUUCUUGUUCUCCUUAAUCGUGCUUAUUGCAGAAGGCUAACAUUGUUGAUUAAAGCUUUAGUGUUGCCGGUGGUUGUGAAACCUAACUUGGAUUUGGUCAGCAGGCAAUUUUUUUUUUCCACACUCUUGUGUAAUAAUGCUUAAUUUCAAUUAAGGGAGAGUUUGGCUUCUGGCAAGUUGUACUGUUUUUCCAGCACAUGCAGAGUGAGAAAAACUCAGGGAUGCCUUUCCUGUGUCUCUGUAUAAUAUUUGAAUUAAUAUCUGUAUAGGCUACUCUAGGUCUGUUCCUGCAUCUCAUACCAGUAGCUCUCCUCAAAAACACUGAGGGUUAAUCAUUGAUCAUUUGUACUUAACCUAGCAUUUCUAAACAGCAUUUUCACAAAUUGCCUCUUUGUUUCUGCAACUAUUGCUGUUGGUCAGCUGUCUGAUAAAAGGUCACUUUUUAAUACAGAAAUUUGCGACAGAUUUAUGGAAAUUUGAGUAUGUACUUUAUUUAAAUUAGCCUUCAACCUUUAAAAUUUAAAGUUAAAUGUUCCAGACUUGUAUCUGAGCUGAUAUUUCUCCCGUUAGACACCCAAGAAAUGAGCUAAACUUGGCUAAAUUUGGCACCAUUCAGUAUACCUUGUAGACAUCAAAAAGGCCUCAACGAGUUUGUCUCACCCUGGGUUACAAUUCCGAAAAAACUCCCUUUAAGUGACCCUUCUUUUAGAAACGUAUUUUUUUUGGCAUUUUAGUGGAGCUGUAGUGUAUUCGACGAUUCAUGACAUUUCAUGCUGUAUGAUGUUUUAUGGGUAAAAUUGACUUUGAACUGCUUCAUGUUUCUGGUCAGUGGCAAAGAGGCGAGAAAAUGGGGUAAUAGGCCUAAAAGCGCACAUAAAUAAUAAUCACAACAAUUACAUUUUAGUUGAUAUGCCCUGAAAAUAUUGAAAUCCACCAUCAUACUAAUAGAAAAUAAAACUUCACAAUUUUGCACUAGUUGCUCCAGUAGAGUAAAGGCUUGCUUGUGUUAUUCCUAAAUGUAAACAGCUAAGAUUAUACAGGUCAGUCAGACAAUGACAGCAAGGCCUAAAAGUUUAUAAUGGAGCAGAGUUUUAUAUCCCUCAGUCUUGUUGUUCUAAAAUGGCUUCUGUAUACAUGUACAGAGUCUUCUAGAGAAUCACAGGACAACCAUAAAAGCUAGGAGUGUACAGUGAUGAAGCAUUUUAAAGUUAAUAACUCCCCUGCUCAAUCAUCUUUGGCCCUAAUUUUUCACCCAAGUCAGGAAAUGGAAAGUUAAUGUGAUUCUUAAGUGUUUUUUUUUUUUCUUUUUUCUUUUUUGAAAGCUUUUGUCUCUGAAGAUCAUUUUGCUGAGUUGACAGUGUGUAAAAUUGUCAGACCGGAUUAAUUUUAGCUAAUCCGUCAAAUCUCUGCGAUAAAUAUGACAACGUCAGUUUUCAUUGAGGCCCUCAGGUCUCAUUGACAGUGUGUUUUAUUGAUUGCUGAUGACAUUUCAUUAGCUGGGUCUUAAAUCUCUGUGCCUAGAAAAACGGUACUGUGACGGGUGCAGUGGUGCUGCAGGACUAUCGGCUGUUGUCCAAGAUUUCAAUGUUUAUCUUUCUUCACAGGUGAAAUAUGGCGAUGUCCAUCCCAUUUUUUUUUUUUCCCCCCUCUUUAUGUACGUGAGAUUCCUAUAAAUCCUGAAGCAGUUGACACAUUAAUGUGUCAUGUGGCUCUGGAGGGGAAAAUAUCAGGAGAGCCUUUUGUCUUUGUAUAAAUAAGAUUCUCUCUGAAGGUGUGAUCACUAGCUGGAGUUUAAACAAGUUUACUGAGUGUUGAUGUAUAUUAUGUAUAUAAGUGUACAUACAGUACCUGAUCUCUUCUGCACCAGCUGCCCCCCUCCUACACAUUCUUGUAUUAGAAACAGAUAUUUGACAUGAAUCAAAAUGCAAAAGUCAGCCAAAAGUCUGUUUGUGCAUAUGUGUAUAUAACCUUAAAAUACACACAUGGGUGUGUAUGUACAAUACGGUACGCCUUGCUUGGAUAAACUCGUGGCAGUUUAUGAAACCACCAUCAGUCAUUGCUGUUGUAUAAAUCAACUACAAUUGAAGGUGUGUAUAUUUAAUCUCCUGAUGUGUGCUGAUGUUGUAGCUUUGAAGUCGGGGUGCACUGUGUGUUGUCUUUGUCCAGCGUAUCAUGAGUGAUGUUUCACCAGGAUUAUGUAGCAGUCAAAAAACUAAACCAUCUCCUUGUUUCAGUUGGUUAAACCAAAGAGACAUUCGGCUGACUGGGCUCCUUUCUGUGCUUGUGUAUGAAGGAAAAAAUGACACUGUUCUGGUUGGAUGGUUGUCCACAAAGUGUUAUUACUUGUAAAGAACAUCCUCCAGGGAGUGUCCACAGCAAGUGUGUUUGCAGCACAUUGUAGUCCAGUUCAUAUCCUGCUUCAGGUCUAAUUUUUGGAUUUCCUGUUUCUUUUGCAGCCUCAUAUCCAGAUCACAAAUGUCUCUUUAUACAAAGGUGGACGUAAUGUUUUGAGAUGGUCUUGAAACUACUCAAACAAUAAACUAUAAUGGAAACAAUCAAUCAAAUAGGUACACCAGUAUACUGGCUUAGAGUGGCACAUCCUAUGUCUGAUUUAUUUAUUUUUUUCCUCCAUGAUCAGUAUAUGAGCUCACCUAACACUUGAUCAUCACAACGAACCAUGGGCUGUUAAUGUUCAUGUGAACGUACUUUUGGUGGUUUUCACUGGGUGGAACCCUAUAAAAAGAGACUUUCCAGACUUUGACAAAACAAUCCCAAAUAAAGGCCCCCUUACUAGCUUUGUUCACCAGAGCUUUCAACCAUUUUACCAGGUCUUCAGCCAGUGCUUAAAAACUUAAAAGGCAACAUGAGCGAAAAGUCUUAAAAGGGCUAUUGAUACCAUCAUGACAGCAUAUAGCUUGCAUGUCAUGAAAACUGAGCAAACUCCAUCCACAGAUAAAGACCAUAUGAUUCGGUUAAAAAUUCUAGAGAAAGCCAGUGAGUCAACCUUGAGUUGGGGUUGUUUUUUUAAAGAGUUCAAGAAUUAACUUUUAUUUCCAUGUUUGUCCAUUUUCCUGUAUUUCCAUGUCUCUCUUUAAUUCUGAAUGAGAGAUGUUAGACAGCAGGAAAACUGGGCUGAGAGCACUUAAAUUGUGCUCCAGGUACGAGAGUUUUAUCUGUGGACUAAUGGACCUCGACAGGAGAGGUGGAUGCAGCCUGUCGGUGUCACCGUUUGGAUCAACUCAAGUCUUAAGUGUUGUUUUGCUGUACUGAACUGCUUAACCUUUUUGCUCUGUUUUAAAACUUCAAAGCCAGUCAGUCACAUCACUGUGUGUGUGUCUGUGUCUGCAUGUCUGUGUGUGUAUCUCUCUGUGUUUGUGCGCAUGCUCGCUACCAAAAACACAGCGGAAACAUUUCUAACCGAGUUGUUUUCGGUCAUGUUUUUUAUAUCCACACACACUCGUACACACACAUUGGACCUGUAACAUGUAAAUAAUCAUGAACAUAUUUUAUUUCCUCAGCCAAUUUUACACUAGUCACUUUGGAUAGUAGAAUACUUGAAGGGGAAAAUGAAUGUUUAUAAUGCUUAUUAUUAUUGUCUGUCGAGUUUCAUUUACCAAGAGCUGUCUAAUGACAUUUGUAGCACAUAGCAAAACUGAUUUUUGUAUUGUUUUAUUUUAUUCACUGCAAGAUGUUAGAACGACCUGUGGACACAUACUGAUGCC
Messenger RNA from Xiphias gladius (swordfish), 9601 nucleotides. It is a transcript of the gene arhgef18b, whose product is annotated as rho/rac guanine nucleotide exchange factor (GEF) 18b. Bases 717 to 5078 code for a protein of 1453 amino acids. The transcript has 32 exons. Gene Ontology annotation, biological process: small GTPase-mediated signal transduction. The record is from RefSeq and is a predicted model, not a curated record. Gene Ontology annotation, molecular function: guanyl-nucleotide exchange factor activity. NCBI's taxonomy places the organism in Eukaryota, Metazoa, Chordata, Actinopteri, Istiophoriformes, Xiphiidae.